Myodes glareolus (Bank vole) is the source of this 1720-nucleotide messenger RNA. Lineage: Eukaryota; Metazoa; Chordata; Mammalia; Rodentia; Cricetidae. The record is from RefSeq and is a predicted model, not a curated record.
GCGGACGUGGUUUCGGGGGGAUGUCCGCCUUCUCUGAGGCGGCGCUGGAGAAGAAGCUGUCCGAGUUGAGCAACUCGCAGCAGAGCGUACAGACCCUGUCCCUGUGGCUCAUCCACCAUCGCAAACACUCGCGGCCCAUCGUCACAGUGUGGGAGCGGGAGCUUCGCAAAGCCAAACCCAACAGAAAGCUUACUUUUCUCUACCUGGCCAAUGAUGUCAUUCAGAACAGCAAACGGAAGGGACCAGAGUUCACGAAAGACUUUGAGCCAGUCAUUGUGGAAGCGUUCAAGCAUGUUUCAAGUGAAACUGAUGAAAGUUGUAAGAAGCACCUUGGCAGAGUGCUGUCUAUUUGGGAAGAGCGAUCUGUCUAUGAGGAUGAUGUGUUAGAUCAACUUAAGCACGCUCUCUAUGGAGAUAAGAAGACCAGGAAGCGGACUUAUGACCAGAUAAAGGUGGAUGAGAAUGAAAAUUGUUCCUCUCUGGGGUCCCCAAGUGAGCCACCACAGACUCUCGACCUUGUUAGAGCAUUGCAAGAUUUAGAAAAUGCAGCCUCAGGUGAUGCAGCAGUUCAUCAAAGGAUAGCUUCUUUGCCUGUUGAAGUUCAAGAAGUGUCCCUGCUUGAGAAAAUAACAGAUAAAGAAUCUGGAGAAAGGCUUUCUAAAAUGGUAGAGGAUGCUUGUAUGUUGCUGGCAGAUUAUAAUGGCAGACUGGCGGCAGAAAUAGAUGAUAGAAAACAGCUCACUCAAAUGUUAGCAGAUUUUCUUCGUUGUCAAAAGGAAGCCCUUGCAGAGAAAGAACAUAAAUUGGAAGAAUAUAAGCGCAAGUUAGCCAGAGUUUCCCUGGUUCGCAAAGAACUCAGAGCCCGGAUCCAGAGCCUGCCAGACUUAUCUCGCCUGCCCAAUGUCACUGGCAGUCACGUGCACCUGCCCUUUGCUGGGGACAUCUACAGUGAAGAUUGAUGGCCAGUCUCUUCCAAGGCCAGGACUUUGCCAGACGUGGAGACAGUAUCUAAUCACUGUACACUAUCUAAUUCCUAAGAGAAGAACUGAUCAAGAGCUGAUGUGAGACUGUAUUAUGGUAUUGUUAGGACUUGAUUAUAGAGACUAAAUGUUUCAACCUCACCUUUACCCUUUUUACCACCCAAAUAUUGGUUCUCUGUGUCCUCAUGCCUUUGAAUUUUUUAUUUUCUAGAGGUCAGUAACUUAACCCUAGACAUGGGUGCCACAUGGAAGGUCAGAUUACAGCCUAUGGAGCGUUUUUUCCAUAGCACUGCAGUAACUCCACCCCGAAGGCCAGCCCAGGAUAAAGGCCUGCUCAGUAGACUCCCUUGAUUACUGUAGAGCUAAGUGCAUUCAGUGCUUUGAGGACGAUGUAAGUUUUGACGUCCUAUCAAGAGUACAGCUGACCGCUUCUCUCAGGUCGGUCAUCAUGUGUCAUUGGUCCCUUUAACAAAACACCAGCUGUGGGGAGUAAAGGAGACGUCAGAAAGUGACAUGCUUAUUCCCUCGUCCAUAUAAUGUAAAAUAGCAUUUAGCUUAAGUAGCUCAAGAACUCAGUAUCCAUAAUACUCAGUUAAGCAGCCUGAAACAUUUUAUUUCCUUUAAGUUUUUGAAUAACUAUAUAUUUGGGAAUUAAGCAAUGCUACUACAGGGUAGAUCUGGUGAAUUUUAUACUUGUAUGUUUACAGAUGUACAUAUAAAACAAAUGUACCUUUACUCGG